UCUUGAAAGAUUUAUUUUUAUAGAUUGAGAAAACACAGCUGCCUCCUCUUUCUCAUAACUCAGGCACCAGAAGAAAGAACACUGAAAAGAAAACAUUUUUAUGGUUGAAUCCAAUUAAUCGAAUCCUGCUUUUAUCCUCCGAACAAAAAAAUGGCUACUCUAUGUCAAGCUUGCUCUUCGUCUUCAACUACACCAUUGCUUCUGGCGAAAAGGGUGUUUUCCCUAGCUUCAUCGCCGUAUCUCUUCACGAGCGGAUACAAAACCCCUCGACACUGUAGCAGCUUCAGAGCAUUUAACUCUGCGUCUGCGUCUACCUCAGUUUGUGUCGAUUUAAAGGAACUGAGAAGCAAUGAAUUGGUGGAUUUGGAGUAUGCAGAGCUAAACCUCAUGCAUAAGAUAUUUGAAGACGUGGGUCAUGUAAGAAUCAGGCAGCAUGUUAAUCCUCUCAGUUCCUCUUUCUCUAAACCAGCUCCAGUUCCUGUUUGGGAUGAAGUUUAUAAGGAUCCAUCACUUCCUCUGAUGGUGGAUAUUGGAAGUGGUAGUGGCAGAUUUCUCCUAUGGCUAGCUAAUAAGGAUGCUGGAUCGAGAAAUUACUUGGGGCUGGAGAUACGUAAGAAACUGGUCAAACGCGCCAACUUUUGGGUGGAUGAUCUCGGACUUUCAAACGUACACUUCAUAUUUGCAAACGCCAUGGUUUCCUUUGAACAGCUUAUAACAAGUUAUCCUGGACCGUUGGAGAUUGUCUCAAUCUUGUGUCCAGAUCCUCAUUUCAAGAAACGUCAUCAAAAGAGACGUGUUGUCCAAAAGCCCUUGGUGAAUUCCAUUAUUCAAAACCUAAAACCCGGCGGAAAGAUCUUUGUGCAAUCAGAUGUACUGGAUGUAGCUCAAGACAUGAGAGAUCAGUUCGACGAGGAAUCAAAUGCUCUCCAACAUGUGGACACAGUUGAAACAGAGGAUGAUGGUUGGGUGAUGAAAAACCCGAUGGGUAUACGAACGGAAAGAGAGAUACACGCAGAAUACGAAGGUGCAAGAAUCUACAGAAGACUUUACCAGAAACGUCAGCUUACAUGAUUCAGUCUCCCUCAAUCUGGUCGUUUAAGUUGAAUAACCGAGUCGUUUUAAACCAAACCGUACCGGACUUUUUAGUUUGAUUAAACAAGUCACGUGACUUUAAAAAGAAUUUUGUAAUGGAUUAGGGUGUGUCUUAAUUUGACUGGAAUCAGAUCCUUCAUCCUUAUCGUGAUUAUUUUUCAUUA
Capsella rubella is the source of this 1256-nucleotide messenger RNA. Its product is annotated as tRNA (guanine-N(7)-)-methyltransferase. Lineage: Eukaryota; Viridiplantae; Streptophyta; Magnoliopsida; Brassicales; Brassicaceae. Gene Ontology annotation, biological process: RNA (guanine-N7)-methylation; tRNA methylation. Gene Ontology annotation, cellular component: tRNA methyltransferase complex. The transcript has 8 exons. Bases 151 to 1071 code for a protein of 306 amino acids. The record is from RefSeq and is a predicted model, not a curated record. Gene Ontology annotation, molecular function: tRNA (guanine(46)-N7)-methyltransferase activity.